Molecule: messenger RNA, 1749 nt
Organism: Rotaria sordida
Lineage: Eukaryota; Metazoa; Rotifera; Eurotatoria; Philodinida; Philodinidae
Source: the annotation of a GenBank genome assembly
AUGGCGAAUAGUAUGGAUUUAUUACAUGCAGCUGAAUGUGGUCUAUUAUCUGUAGUUAAAGAAUUAUUGUCAAAUAAUAAGUCAAUAAUUCGUUCUUGUCGACAUAAUAAUCAUAAAAAUCAUGCUUUCAAUCUCGAUUCUUCAGCAAUUCAUUAUGCUUGUCGAUCAGGUCAUUUAAAUAUUGUUAAAUAUUUAUUAACACAAGAUUCAACAAUUGUUAAUGAUCGUGAUCGUGAAAAUUGGACACCAUUACAUUAUGCCUGUUAUAAUGGUCAUAUAAAUAUAGUAAAAUUAUUAUUAAAAUAUAAUGCUGAUGUUAAUAUAAAAGAUCGUUAUCUAUCUCAAAUACCUAUACAAUUUGCUAUGUAUAGACAAUUUGAAGAUAUUGUCUAUUUAUUAGAUUCUAAUGUAAAAUGGACAUGUGAUAAUGUUGAUAAUGAAUCAAAAGCACGAAAUAUACCUGUAUUUCGAAAAAAAUCAAAUUUAUUUCUUGGAAGAUAUAUUUUAAAUGAUAAUCAUAUUAAACAAAUUCAAUCAUUUCGAAAUAACUUACAAUCAGAUGAUAUUGAAUUGACAAAAGUUCAAGAUGCUGAAUUAUCAAAUCUUCUUGUUCGAAUAAUAUUUACACAUGAUUUUAGAAAACAUCUGAACAAAACUAUAGAACUAUCAUCAUCAGAAGGUGAUGAUGAUGAUGAUUCAUUUUUAAGAUCAUCAUCAACAUCAGCUCAUGAACAUAUUAUGAAAACAUUCAAAUGUUAUUUCGAUAAUCAAUGUCAAAUCAAUAUUAACAAUCGUCAUAUAUGUACUGCAUGUCGAUUAAUUAAAUGUUUUCAAUGUGGAAUGAAUAUGGAUUUAUUUCGUUUUCCUUAUUCAAAAAGAAAAAAAACAAUAACUCGAUCGAAAAAUAAAAAAUCUCCAUUAACAUCAACGGAAUUAGUUCCUAUAUUCAAGUCACAUAAACCACAGAUGUUACCAACAUUAAAUAUUUUACAAGCGGACAUAUCAACAUUAACUAGUGAUCAAUGGACUCUUCUCUCAAAUUUGGUUCAUAGUUAUGAUGAACGGAAAGUUAUUUCUGUCUGUCAACGUUUGGUCCAAGAAGACGAAUAUCUUCACUCAAUGAAACCAGCAAAUGAAACAUUGGUUAAACAGUUCUUUACAUUACUUUAUGAAACAACAGAGUUGUGUCUUAGCUCAAAUGGUGAUCUUCGUAGUUUAUCAUUUAAUGAUCGUUCAGUUUUACUUCGUACCGGUGCGGAUUCUAUAACUUGUUAUGGUGGAAUAUUUUCAAUGUAUCAAUUUCAAUUACGCACUUGUCAAUCUUUCUUACACUCACUUCGUAGAAUAUAUGGAGAACAUAGUCUUAUGCUUACCUUAAAUUCAAUAAAAUUUAUUGAUCCUGAUAUUGUACUCAAUAAAAUGGCACUUUUAUUAUUACUUUCCUCUAAAACUACUUGCAUAUUUUCGUCAACAAUAUCAUUAGAUCAUGCCGAUGUUAGUGUCAUUUCAAAGAUUCAAAAUCGAUAUGCAGAAAUAGCAUGGAAAUAUCUUCUAUAUAAAUAUGAUGAAUAUCAAGCUGUUCAAAAAUUUAUGACGUUAAUUCAAUGUCUUAUAGCUGUUAUUCAAACAAUGUCUCAGGUUCAAAGUGUUGAAUCACAUGUUAAUGAUAUUGAAACAAUUGUUGAACAUACUCAACUGAAACUUAUUUUAGAUGAUAUUGAACAAUUUAAUGAAACAGUUGAUGAUUAA